Molecule: messenger RNA, 1296 nt
Organism: Lotus japonicus
Lineage: Eukaryota; Viridiplantae; Streptophyta; Magnoliopsida; Fabales; Fabaceae
Exons: 8
Coding region: 1-1296 (431 amino acids)
Biological process (GO): proteolysis
Molecular function (GO): dipeptidyl-peptidase activity; serine-type exopeptidase activity
Source: RefSeq, a predicted model, not a curated record
AUGGGAUCCAUUACGCACUCACUUCAAUGUCUUUCUCUUUUGUUUCUACUUACCUCAGUCUGUUCCUCUACUUUCAACAUUCCAAGGUUAGGAACUCUGCGAAGAAUCAAAGAACGCAAACCACAAACCAUGUCUUCCUCUGACCAACUGCCUGAAGACCUCCAAACAUUCUAUUACACCCAAAGACUUGAUCAUUUCAAUUACGGGCCUGACAGCUACCCUACUUUCCAACACAGAUAUGUGAUGGACUUUAAGUACUGGGGUGGAGCUAAAUCAAGUUCACCAAUUUUUGCAUUCCUUGGUGCUGAAUCACCGUUGGAUGAAGAUAUAUACUAUGUUGGAUUUCUUAGGAAUAAAGCUCCCCAAUUCAAUGCACUUAUUGUCUAUAUUGAGCAUAGAUACUAUGGGAAAUCAAUACCAUUUGGUUCAUGGGAAGAAGCUAUGAUAAAUGCUAGUACUCGCGACUACUUCAACUCAACCCAAGCACUAGCAGACUAUGCUGCUGUGCUUUUACACAUCAAGAAAAGUUUGUCUGCUCAGAAUUCUCCCAUAAUCGUUAUUGGAGGCUCUUAUGGCGGAAGUGGUGUAAGCAAAUUGUACAAAGCUUCUAAGCUCAAAGACAUCUUAGAGUUAGUAUAUACUUCCGCAGCUCAGUAUAAGGCGCCUACUGAUUUCCAAGUGAAUACCAUCUGUGAAGUUAUUGAUGCAGCAGCAGCUAAGAAAACAUACAUUCUUGACCGAAUAUUUCAAGGUGUUGUUGGUGUCUUGAGAAACCAGUCAUGCUAUUACAUGGAUGAAUACAAUCAUCAAACCCAAACUAACCUGAACUGGAGAUGGCAUACAUUUAGCAAAAUUGUUAUGCCAAUUGGUCAUGAUAAGAGCGGCUCAAUGUUCCCACCAGCACCUAUCAAUAUGAAGAGAUUUGUAAAUGAGUGUAGGAGCUUAUAUAAUGUCCUUCCACGACCACAUUGGAUUACCACAUAUUAUGGAGGGCAGGAUUUGAAACUGAUUCUCUGUAGGUUUGGUAGCAAUAUCAUCUUCUCCAAUGGAUUAAAAGAUCCUCGGGCGGGUAUAGGGGUGUUGGAGAGUAUAUCAAACAUUGUCAUUUCUGUUUCCACCGUAAAUGCUAGGUCUCAUUGCUUGGACAUACUAUCAGAAGAAUCAAGUAUUCUUGAAUGGUUGGUGAUGCAGAGAAAUGUUGAGGUCAAGAUAAUCAAAGGUUGGAUCACCGAGUACCAAGUUGUUCAAUUAGCAGUGAUCAAUAAACAAAUCCAAGCACUGAAACCAGAGACUUAA